Messenger RNA from Trichosurus vulpecula (common brushtail), 402 nucleotides. RefSeq names its product cytochrome c-like. The transcript has a single exon. NCBI's taxonomy places the organism in Eukaryota, Metazoa, Chordata, Mammalia, Diprotodontia, Phalangeridae. The coding region runs from base 28 to 345 and encodes 105 amino acids. The record is from RefSeq and is a predicted model, not a curated record. Gene Ontology annotation, cellular component: mitochondrial intermembrane space. Gene Ontology annotation, molecular function: heme binding; electron transfer activity. Gene Ontology annotation, biological process: mitochondrial electron transport, cytochrome c to oxygen; mitochondrial electron transport, ubiquinol to cytochrome c.
AGUCGGUGCACGUUUCCAGGAUUCAGCAUGGGUGACGUGGAGAAGGGCAAGAAGAUCUUCGUGCAGAAGUGCGUCCAGUGCCACACGGUCGAGAAGGGGGGCAAGCAGAAGACCAGCCCCAACCUCCACGGGCUCAUAGGCCGCAAGACCGGCCAGGCCCCGGGCUUCUCCUACACAGACGCCUACAAAAACAAAGGUAUCGUCUGGGGAGAGGACACGCUGAUGGAGUACCUGGAGAUCCCCAAGAAGUAUAUCCCCGGAACCAAGAUGAUCUUCGCGGGUAUCAAGAAGAAGGGAGAGAGGGCAGACUUGAUAGCCUACCUGAAACAGGCCACCAAUGAGUGAUGGCUGCCUGCCGCCUUAUUUAUUAUGAAAAAGAGAGGUCUCCGGAGGAGAUUUCUU